GUUCCGAAAUAUAGGUGUGAUUUACAAAUCUUAAAUAAAUAUUCCUUUUCCAAAAUGAUGAUAUUUCUGAAACUAUUAUUAAGUAGCGGAUUUAUGUUUAUCGCUGAGACGGCUUCUAUUCGUAAUGAAUCAUCUUUAUGUUGUGAUCCAUCAGAAUAUAUAAACCCAAUCCAUUACGAUAUCAAGCUUAUAUCAUAUAUUGAAGGACAUAUUUUACAUGGAGAAUACAAUAUCAGUAUAAGCAUUUUUAACAAAACGCAAGACGUAUUUUUACAUUCAGAAAAACUAUGUAUUAAAAAUAUAAUUUUAUUUUCAAAUAUAAAAAAAUAUGAGAAUGAUAAAGAUACAGUUUAUAACUCAACAUAUAAUAUUGAUGAAAACAUAAUUCAUGUUUCUUUUUCGGAUGAGUUAUCACCAGGAAAUUACACUUUAAAUAUAAAAUAUCUUGGUAUUGCUGAUAAAAUAUUUAGAAUUUUUGACACAAAAGGAAAAAUUGCUUUGAUAGGUGCUACUCAGUUUCAUAUAAUCUGCACCCGACGAUUGUCUUCAUGUUGGAAUGAACAGAAUUUAUUGUUAGAAGCAACCUUUAAUAUAUCUAUAGGAUGUAAUCAAUGUACGGCUUUGUCAAAUAUACCAUUGCGACAAACGGAAGAAAAUAAGUUUAAAAUGUUAUGGACACACUUCGCUACCACAUCUGCAAUGUCGCCUUAUCUUGCAACAAUGAUUGUGUCUAAUUACCUAUUACGUAUUGAUAAAAACACUCGAAACAUUGAAAUGUGGUGCAGAAACGAAUCUGGAUUUCACAUAGAAUUUGCAGAAAAUGUAGCUGAAAAUAUCACGUUGCUGUUCAAAAAUGAAUGGAAACAAUGUUCGAACAAUAUUUCGAAGGUAACACAUGUUGCAAUUCCAAAUUUCCAUGACAAUGGCAUAAUAGUUUUCGGACUUGUUUUUUAUAAAGAAGCAGAUAUCAUCUACAAUGAAAAUUUAUAUCCUAUUGCUCACAAAAUCGAAGUAGCUCAAUUAGUAGGACGUAAAGUGACACAGGAAUGGUUUAAUAACAUGUUGAACGAUCCAUUAGUGUCGGAUUUUUGGUUUAAAAAAGGUCUUAUUUUAUUGCUUGCAACGUAUGCUGUCAAUAAGACUUAUCCAGAUUAUCCAAUAAUAAAUUUAUUUGUUGUUCAAAAUCAACAUUACUCUUUUAAUUUGGAUAGUGAUUAUUAUAUGUGGAAUUUUACUUCACAAGUUAACAGUUCAUUGGAAAUUCCUAAUUCUAUCAAAGCACCCUUUAUAGUGCGCAUGAUGCAACACGCCUUCGGACACAUUUUUUGGAAAAACAUUCUCUCAUAUGCAAAUAGCACGCUAUCACAUUGUCUAGACUCUGUGAAUCAUUUGAAUGUUGCUUUCGAAAUGAAUGAUGUUGUAUAUCUAACAAGAAUGGAAUAUUGGCAUUCGGAAAAGCACUGUCCUCUUAUUAAAGUAAAACGAAAUUAUAGUGAUCCAAUGAGCCAAACAACUGUGUCGAUACAAUAUAUCGACAUAUUAAAAAUUCGCCACAUUCCUAUAACUUUUACUACGGAAGCAUCUCUCAAUUUUAACAAUUUUACUCAUCAUUUUCUAAAUCUUUACGUGUCACAGGAUCUCAAAUUAUUAUUACCAUUUAAAGAGGGUGGUUGGAUGAUAUUUAAUAUACAACAAGUUGGAUAUUAUCGCGUUAACUAUGAUGAUGAGAAUUGGCGAAGAAUUUCAAGUUACCUAAAAUCUGAUAAUUACACGAAAAUUCAUGUUCUUAAUCGUGCUCAAAUUAUCGAUGAUGCAUUUCAUUUAAUGAUAGCAAACCAACUCCAAACCCAUAUAUUCUGGAAUCUUAUAGAGUAUUUGCAACAAGAAGAAGAUUAUAUAGCAUGGUAUCCUAUGUUUAAAGCUUUGGAAUACAUGUAUGGUACUUUUCCAUGGAGAGAACCGGAUGGAAAUAUUACUUUUAGAAUAAGGCACGCAUUAUACACGGUACUUGAAAGAAUCAAAUAUGAAGAAAUUGAUGAUGCAGACGAAUUUAGAGUAUGUUUACGACAAGAAGCUGCAAGAUGGGCAUGUUUUCUCGAUAGCAUAACUUGUAAGAGAAAAGCCAACAAUAAAUUAGAACAACAUCUCCAAGAUCCUACAAAACACAAACUUUUGCCAUGGUGGAAGGAAUGGACAUAUUGUAACGGUUUGACGAUAACUACCAACAAAGAGUCUUGGGAAUUAGUGUAUGACAUAGGAUAUGAAAAAUUUGACCCUAAAUUUUUAGAAUACUUGACUUGCCCUAAAGAUAAUGAUAUAAUUAAAGAUUAUUUAAGAAUAAAAUCUAUUAGAAAACGAGAAAUCCAAUAUCUUGUUACCAAUUUCUUACAUAUUAUUACGAAGCAUGCGAAGAAUGGAGAUAUCUUGCAGUACAUAUUAGACGAUUUUUUUAACAUAAAACCAAAACAUGUUGGUGUAAUUGCAGCAUUACUUAUUAUGAUUAAUAAUGUAUAUCGCGAAAAUCUAGCUGAGUUUCUAAACAAUUACGUUACAUUUAUGGUGGACAGUAAAGACUUAUAUGUUGGGAUAAAAGAAAAGGAUUUCAUAAUACAGAAUUAUGACAAAAUCAUAAGCAAAACAUUAAUUCGCAAGCAUCAAAUCAAAGAACAGAGAGUGCAUUUUGAAAGUUUAUUCGUCUGGAAUAUGUGCAUGUAAAAAAAAUUGCAGCUUUGCAUACGUGGAUAUACUUCAUAUAAAUAAUUUUUUAUAUUGUAUAUACUAUUUAUUUUGCUUUAAUUAUUGUUUAUUUAUAAGUUUUACUAUUGGAUGCCGCCGUCUUUACAAAACUUUAUGACUGCAAGCAUCAAGUUUUACAUUUUUCUUUUGCGAUCUUACUUGAAGUAGUUGUAAUAUAUAUU
Messenger RNA from Nylanderia fulva, 2918 nucleotides. NCBI's taxonomy places the organism in Eukaryota, Metazoa, Arthropoda, Insecta, Hymenoptera, Formicidae. The record is from RefSeq and is a predicted model, not a curated record.